Drosophila eugracilis is the source of this 1532-nucleotide messenger RNA. RefSeq names its product androgen-induced gene 1 protein. The transcript is spliced from 2 exons. The coding region runs from base 60 to 887 and encodes 275 amino acids. The record is from RefSeq and is a predicted model, not a curated record. Gene Ontology annotation, cellular component: membrane; endomembrane system. Lineage: Eukaryota; Metazoa; Arthropoda; Insecta; Diptera; Drosophilidae.
GCUGUCGACUAGCUUUUAUUUGUUUUCAUUUGGUUGGCGAGGCUAUAUUUUUGACGAAAAUGGGCAAAAGUAAAAAGCAGGCGCGUGAAUUCAACGCAGCUAAGGAGUCGGCUGCGGCCACAAACUCCAGGCUGGAAACCUGCAACGAUGCCUAUACAAGUGGGGCCUUCAAGUACCUUAGAUUCCUUGUUCACCUCGUGGCAGCGGCCCAGUUUUCGUAUGGGAUGUAUUACCACUACUAUCGUGUACACUGGCCCACUGAUUUGCUAGAUGAGGCUGAGCUGAAAGCCCGCUGGGGAGGGAAGUUUAAGUACCUCACCUUCCUAGACGUUAUUCUGCAGGCCAUGUACCAUUCACUAGCCCUUUUAAACGAUAUCUUCGGUGAUAACAAAGUCUGCUGGAACACAGAGUCCAGGUUGAGAUCGACGAGGGACUAUGUAUUCGCGGCCUUUGCCUUUCCCGUCGCACACAACGUGUGCCUCUCGUUUUGGGUUAUUUACAUCUGGGACCGUGAGCUCAUUUUUCCAUCGGCACUGGAUGCGAUAUUCCCCAGCUGGCUAAAUCACGUGGUACACACAAAUGUAGCCCUCCUUGCCAUCAUGGACCUGUUUACCUGCUUCCGCCGCUACCCAAGUCGACUAGCCGGCAUCAUGGGCAACGUCUCUUUUAUGCUGCUCUACAUUAUCUGGUUACAUAUUGUUAAAUAUUUCAGUGGAGAGUUUGUGUAUCCUAUUUUGGAGGUACUGCCCGUAUACCUGCGGUACCUGUUUCUUGCUCUCUUGGUGGGCUUCAACUUAGCUUGCUAUCUACUCGGUGAGUUUGCCAACAAUGUCAUCUGGGGUCCAGAGUUCAAGUUGCUGAAUCAGCAAAAGGUCAAACAGGGUUAAUGAUUCGAAAUCGUUUUAUUAGUCACACAUAAAAUAUUUUGUAAACUUGAAGGCACUUUUCAAGGUACGAUUUUUUUUUUGCAAAAACGCCUAUUGGUAUUGUACUUAUGUGUAUAAUAUAGAAUGGACUUCAAAGCCCAGUGCCCACGACAAAGUAGAAAUUCAGGAAAAUAUAUGCUUUAUAUAUGUUUUUCGUGGGCACCAGGAUAAAGUAAACAGUCAUUUACAAACAUACAUAGAGAUUUUAAUUCUUACGGGCUAUGUGGGAAGAUGAGUAUUUUAAAUAGCUUACUAUCUAUGAGUAUUCGUAAUUCGUAGUCGUAGUUUUCGCUUAUUAUGCUCAAUAUAAAAACUAUAGGGCCAUUGCAAUAAAGAUGGCAUAAAAUUCACACAUACGACCUGCUUCGGUUUUCCCACAUAAAAUUCCAUUUAUAAAAUAUCACUUUAGUUUUUGCUUAAUGUGGAUUAAAAAAUAAUAAUUCCGUAAAUCUGUAACAAGAAAAUCUGGACUGGAUUUAUAAAUUGUACAUACAUUUAUAAGAAUUUUAACGCAGCAAAAGAGAAUUAGCUGAUAGCAAUACUUUUUAUGUGUAAAAAUAUUAGAUGGUAAAAUUUUGUUUUAAAAAUAAAAUCGAUUAAAAUUGA